Messenger RNA from Zea mays, 1620 nucleotides. RefSeq names its product jasmonate-regulated gene 21. The coding region runs from base 283 to 1407 and encodes 374 amino acids. The transcript has 4 exons. Lineage: Eukaryota; Viridiplantae; Streptophyta; Magnoliopsida; Poales; Poaceae. The record is from RefSeq and is a predicted model, not a curated record.
UACCUCACCCUCAUCAUCUCCACACUGCAUGUGCAUGAGUCGUUGUCGUCGUCGUCAGUCGCCACACCGGCAUUCCCAUGAUCCCAUCUCGUGCCAUGUCGCGCUCCAUUUAAUUCCCGAGCAAGAUCGGAGACCGAUCCCCUCCUCGUGUUUUCCCCCACCUUUUUCGCGCGUUGAAUGCAUAUGCCGUAGUCACCUAGUUUCCCACGUACUGUACGUCGUAUAGGACCCAGAACCCAGCUGCGCGCGGCGGCAGGGAAGGGACGAUAUAGAUACACACAGAUGGCGGACUGCAUGCAGGAGUGGCCGGAGCCCGUCGUCCGCGUGCAGGCGCUGGCCGAGAGCGGCCUGUCCGUCAUCCCGCGCUGCUACGUCAAGCCGCCGUGCGACCGCCCCGCCGUGUCCCCGGCGGCGGCAACGACAGUCCAGGAGACCACGGAGCCCUCGGACAUGAGCAUUCCGGUCGUCGAUCUCGGCGCGCUGCUGGCGGCGGACGGCGGCGCCGCCGUCACCGAGGCCGUCGCCGCCGCGUGCCGGGAGUGGGGCUUCUUCCAGGUGGUCGGCCACGGGGUGCGCCCCGAGCUGUUGCGCGCGGCGCGGGAGGCCUGGCGCGGCUUCUUCCGCCGCCCGCUCGCGGAGAGGCAGCGCUACGCCAACUCGCCCCGCACGUACGAGGGCUACGGCAGCCGCCUCGGCGUCCAGAAGGGCGCCGCCCUCGACUGGGGCGACUACUUCUUCCUCCACCUCGCGCCGGAGGCGGCCAAGAGCACGCCCAAGUUCUGGCCGGCCGUGCCCGGCAACUGCAAGGAGGUGUCCGAGGAGUACGGACGCGAGGUGGUGCGGCUGUGCGAGCUGCUGAUGCGGGUGAUGUCAGUGAGCCUAGGGCUGGACGAGGCGCACCUUCAGCGGGCGUUCGGCGGGGCGGGCUGCUGCGGCGCCACCCUGCGCGCCAACUACUACCCGCGGUGCCCGCAGCCGGACCUGACGCUGGGCCUCUCCGCGCACUCGGACCCGGGCGUCCUCACCGCCCUCCUCGCCGACGAGCACGUCCGCGGCCUGCAGGUCCGCCGUAGCGCCGGCGACUGGGUCGACGUGCGCCCCGUCCGCGACGCCUUCAUCGUCAACGUCGGCGACCAAGUCCAGAUAAUGAGCAACUCCGUGUACAAGAGCGUGGAGCACCGGGUGGUCGUGAACGCCGAGGAGGAGCGCAUAUCCCUCGCCAUCUUCUACAACCCCAAGGGCGACGUCCCCAUCUCCCCGGCGCCGGAGCUGGUCACGGCCGCGAAGCUGCCACCGCUCUACCCGACGAUGACCUUCGACGAGUACAGGCUCUACGUGAGGAGUAAGGGCGCCAGGGGCAAGGCGCAGAUCGAGGCUCUCAAGGGCCAGGCAUCACCAGAAAAUUAAUUAAUUCGCCACCAUGCACCUGCAGCCUACGUACAUUAAUUACAGUACGUACGUACUAGCUUGCUAGUUAAUAAACAACUGCGUGUGUAUCCUAGCUAAUGGCAAUUGCUAAUAUAAUCUGGAGUUAGUUGGCUACAUGCUAUGAGUUGGCUGGCUCCACCGGCGGACCAAGUAUAAUCUUAUCUGAAAUAACACAUGCAUGUGUAAGACCAA